AUGACUCGCCGGCUGCUACUACCCGUUCUAGUCCUCCUCGCCGCCUUCUCAGGUGCGCCUCGGUCAGGUGCGCUUAUCCCCCGCUCGUUCAGGUGCGGCCGCCCCGAGACCAGCUUCCAUCGCGCGGCUUACUCCAGCAGCAACCAUGACCCGCCGGCUGCUACUACCCGUUCUAGUCCUCCUCGCCGCUUUCUCAGGUGCGCGCAUCCCCUGCUCGUUCAGGUGCGCGUAUUCCCGCCCCCUCGGGUGUGCGCCUCCCCCGCUCCCUCGCUCCCUCGGGUGUGCCUCCCCCGCUCACUCGCUCCCUCGGGUGUGCCUCCCCCGCUCACUCGCUCCCUCGAAUGCGCCCCUCCGGCGCAUUCCAACCUUACAUGUGCCUCGUUGGAACCUUUCGAGUUGACGCUGCUGCCCAUCGCGCUCAGAAGUUCCCCCCCUUUCUCCCCGCUUCCGUCCGCCCGCCUCCUCCUGCAUUCCCGGGUGCCCACGGCAUCGCCUCGUGCCCACAGCAUCGCGUCAUCGGGGUCCGCAUCGCUCCCAGACGGCGCCACGUGUUACCUGGACAGCGAGCGGCGGCCCGUUUACCCCUUCUGCCGCGGAAACAAGCGCAACUGCGUGGUGACUCAGGUGCCGUCAGCACUCCAAGCAAAGUACGGCGCGAGUGACUCGGCGCGCUUACUCACUCCCCUGUUUCUUCUCCCGCCCCCGUCUGUCACACUUCAAUUCCUCGUCUCUCCCCGCAGUUGCGUGGUGACUCAGGUGCCGACAGCGCCUCAAGCGAGCACUUGUGACUCGGCGCGCUUGCUCACUCCCCUAUUUCUUCUCCCGCCCCCGUCUCUCACACUUCACUUCCUCGUCUCUCCCCGCAGUUGCGUGGUGACUCAGGUGCCGACAGCGCCUCAAGCGAGCACUUGUGACUCGGCGCGCUUGCUCACUCCCCUGUUUCUUCUCCCGCCCCCGUCUCUCACACUUCACUUCCUCGUCUCUCCCCGCAGUUGCGUGGUGACUCAGGUGCCGACAGCGCCUCAAGCGAGCACUUGUGACUCGGCGCGCUUGCUCACUCCUUGCUUCAUUCCCAGUUGCUCCUCUUUCCCCGUCACUCUCCGCGCAUUCCCCCCUCCCGUCUCCUCGCAGCUGCGUGGUGACUCAGGUGCCGACGGCGCCGCAAGCCAAAAACGCGGUACGUCGGCCGCUGCACUUCCGCCUUCACCAGUACGUGCUGCCCUCGUCUUCCCCGCCUGCUCUCCCCUUCCCCCCUCCCCCCUCUCCCCCUUCCCCCGCGUAAUCCCUGCCUUCCCCACCUGCUCUCCCCUUUCCCCUGCUGGCCGGUUUCCGUCCCCUGCUAACCAUCCCCCUUCCCCUCCCGGCUCUCCCUUUUCCCCUGCUGUCCCCCCACCCCCCUUUCGUCUUCCCCGUUUCCCCAUGCUCAUCGUUUCCCUCUCCCGCCCUUCACCUCCCCCCUCACCAUCCCCAUCCCCUUCCCCGUCCCCCCAUCCUCCACCACACAUCAGGGGGCUCCUUGUGUCGCUAUGCCGGCACGCCAUACGCGGGGGCUCCUUGUGUCGCUAUGCGGGCACGCCAUACGCGGUGGGAGCUAAGGGCAUAGAGGGCAACGCGCUCUGCAAGACGUGUGACUGCACCUACCAGAGGAAAAUGCUCACUCUCUCUUCACCUCUCCCACCACCUCCUGUUCCCCUCCCACCACCAGGGGGUUCUUUUUGUCGCUAUGCUGGUACACCGUACGCCGUGGGCACCAAGGGCGUGCAGGGCAACGCGCUCUGCAAGUCUUGUGACUGCUCCUACCGGAGGAAAAUGCCGGGCCCCAACCGGGCAACAUUCUGCUCCAUUGUCAUUUCUCUGCACCAACCAUUUACGCCUGCUCCCGCCCUUCCCUUCGUCCUCACGACACCUGCCCCCUCGACCCCUCAUGCCCCUCUUACACAUGCCAGGUGUGUGAUUACCAAGAUAGGAGGAGGCGGCAAGGACAAGAAGGGUCUGCCUGUGGACAAGGGCGUGUGCGUCUUCUCUGGCAUCCGUGAGUUACCUGGUUACCACUCUCGUCAUGGUGCCACACCCACACGCUAA
Messenger RNA from Closterium sp. Naga37s-1, 2082 nucleotides. The record is from the annotation of a GenBank genome assembly. Lineage: Eukaryota; Viridiplantae; Streptophyta; Zygnematophyceae; Desmidiales; Closteriaceae.